AUGCCACGACCACGACCAUUUGCCCGUUCCGACGGCUGCACCACCGACGCACAGUGCGCUGGAACUCAUCGUGCACCUCGAGAAUGCACGCCUGUGCUGGCAGCGUCGUGGCCCGAGGUGGCCGGCAGCGCCCUUCAUCAAUCCUGCUCGGGCGAAUUGGCCCGCCUCCUCUUUGCUCCUGCGCAUGAAUGCCCCGUCCAGUAUCCCGGCGCCGGCUCGGGAGGAGCGGUCAGAAGAUCGCGCUCUGCUCGCAGCCUAAUCGGGGCAGAGGAUGGACCCCUACCCGACGUCGAAUCUAGCGCAGGAUCGGCGAGAUUCGAGAUGUGGGCGAAAUCCUGGUUUGACAGACGACGGCCGGCACAAGCAUAUCGGUUCUCACCAUUGCUGCGAGGCCUCGAGAAAGCGACCGCCGCUAGAGACUCCGUCCUCGUGUGCAACACCACCACCUCUCGUGCUACGUUGCGAAUCACAUUGCCAUCAGCAUGCAAUGGCCGCCUCUUCGGCUGCGUGUUGCAGAGCCUGCUGCAACGGCCCCAACGGUCAAAGACGGCGCCCAGACCGCCAUUCGACGAAGCACCUCCACGACCUUCCGGAUCAUGCUGUGCUCCAGCUCGGAUACCACUUCAUCUAUGCCAGAGCCAACCGCUCCACGCAGAGGCAUCCACACGGCCCUCACAUGACUGGCGGCCAAUGCGGGCGUUGAUCUUUUUCGCUCCUCGUGCUCAGCUUCCACGGCAAAGAUGA
This is a messenger RNA of Mytilinidion resinicola, 744 nucleotides long. RefSeq lists its product as uncharacterized. Lineage: Eukaryota; Fungi; Ascomycota; Dothideomycetes; Mytilinidiales; Mytilinidiaceae. The transcript is spliced from 2 exons. Bases 1 to 744 code for a protein of 247 amino acids. The record is from RefSeq and is a predicted model, not a curated record.